AUGUCCUAUCCGCUCCUCGGCCACUAUCACCAUCCUCACCCUGCCGCGAUCGCCGCACCUGGGUACGCGCUCGAGCCUCAUCGCGGCUCCUUUGCGGGUCACAGUAGCACCAGCACCAGCACCAGCACCAGCAGUGUCAGCGCCGGCAGCAGCAGCAUGGGUGGUCACCUGGCUACAGCUCUCGUCGGCGACCGAAUCGAGUACAAGGGUGCCGUUCUCCUCCUUGAUCGCCUCGAACACCACCUCUCUGCCCACCCGCUCGUCCGUGACUGCGCGGUGCUGGCGUCCGAUGCGCUAGCGGGAGCCCGAGCCGCUGGCCACACGACCCCUCCCUCGCCUACAGCGUAUGUAGCGCUCAGCGGCGUGGGCAGAGACCGGGCGCUCAAGGGCGGCGAGAAGGAGUCCAAGAAGAUGAAGACGGAGCUCACAAAAUACCUGGCUGACCACGCCCCCGCCUUUCGGCAGCUCAAGGGCAAGGUCAUGUUUGUCGAUUCUAUCCCUCGUGCCCAGGACGGUGCAGUUCUCAAGCGGGCCCUGGCCGAGAAGGGCGCUGCCACGGCCGCCCAGCCCGUGGCAGGACCCAGCAAGGGCUUCUUCAAUACCGUCCUGACCUCGCCCGCGCAACCAGCUUCCGUCCCCGCCACCGCCACUGCCGCUGUCGAUGCCGCUACGGCCGACGAUGCCGGUGUCGAGGAUGGUGCCGACGGCUCGCCCAAGAAGAGCGGCCGCGACUCAAAGCGGAGGGCGACGCACAGCCAGAUCGAAAGGCGGCGGCGGGAAAAGAUCAACGACCGCCUCGUCACGCUGCGCUCCAUCGUGCCAGCGUGCGCAAAGGAGCUCGAGGACCGACGGCGGCAGCGGCAGGAGGAGGAGGAGGAGGCGGCACGGAUCGCGGCUGGCGGCGCGCCCAAGACGCUCAUCGACGCGGCGACGGGCAAGCCGAAGCGAAAGCGCAAUCGCAAGAAGCCUGAGCCCAAAAAGGCGGGCGACAACGACAAGGACGAGGAGCUCGGCCUGCACAAGCUCGAGGUGCUCACCCAUGCCAUCAACCACAUUUUUGAGCUCAAGGCGAGGAUCGAGGAGCUCGAAACGGGCAAGAAGCCGACGUGGAUCCCCACGGCCGAUAACCCUUUCGGCGUCGAGGGCGCACCUGUGCCAUCUUCAUCCGCCGAAGUCGCCGCCGCCGCCACAUCAGCGCGUUCAUCGGUAUCACAGACCGCCGAUCCGACUAGGUCGAUCGUUGGCGAGACCAAGGAGGAGGGCCGUGAGGCGCGUGCGAACGCGGGUCAUGAUGAAGACGGCGACGCUAGUGGUCUCGACGACGACGACGACGGCGAUGACGAGCUUGCCGACGAGGGUCAACAGCCGAUGGCGAAGCGACGGACGAGCACCGCCACCCGCCCCGCAUCCAUCCGUCCCGCCGUGCAGCGCGGGGCAGCGUCAUCGUCGGCUCGCGGCCGCCGAGCGCACGGCUCGAGCAGCUCCAGCCGCGACAGCGAUGAGACGUCGCCGAUCAUGAGCCUCGGCCACAACACGCCGCUCCUCAUCUCGCCGGCGACGACUGCCAUGACGACCAUGUCGUCGCCCAUGAUGUCGCUCAGCGCCGAGUCGCCCAUCCUCCUCGGCGACAUGGGCUCCAAGCGGACGGACAAGGCCUACGGCUUCCAGCCCCUGCCGCCGGCCGCGCUGCCCCUAUCCUCGCACGGCCCGAUGCCCAGCACUGGUGCUGCUGCGGCUUCGGCAACAGCGCCCACGCCAGGCGAUCCGCAGAGGCGCGACUCGAGCUCGUUCCUCUUCAAGCAGCUCUCGCUCAAGUCGCCCAACUUUGUCCCGUUCAACCCGCUGGCCUACUCUGCCGCGAGCCGGGCGCGAACGAGCACGGCGAGCGUGACGCCCUACUCGAGCUACGGCGCCGAGAGCGGGAUGCGCGAGACGCGCUCGCCGCGGUCGUCCGAGACUGCCAUCAGCAGCAGCGGCAACACGCCGUCGCCAUCUCGAAGGGACGCCGGCGAUGUCGAGGCUUCAUCGGGGGCUCCCGACGGCUCCGCAGGUCAUGCUGACCACCGCGCGGUGCCCGGGUUGGCCGAUAGCGACACGUCGGCCGCGGCGUUGCUGCUCAAUUUUAGCACGUCGCCCGAGGUGAUGCGGCCCGUCUCGUCGGUCCGCGCCUCUUCGCAGACACGCGUCGGGGCGCGACCGACCGACCUGUCGUCGUCGUACGACCUCGGCAGCAGCGCGGGACACCGACACCCGCUCUACUUUACCUCGCCCCAGUUCCGUCCGAUCCACUCGACGUCGUCGUCCUCCUUCCGCGACGAUCCGCUGCGGAGGGUGCCCGGAUCCGCGCCGGGCGGUGCGAGGCCGAUGACGACCAACUUUGACCCGUUCGGACGCAGGACGGCGGUCGAGUUCCGCCGAGGGUAUGCGCAUGGCGGCGCAGCGGGGGCAGCGGACGAGGUGAGGGGUGUCGAGGAUGAGGAUGAGGGCGAUGAGCUGCUCAAUUCGCCGCCGCACCUCGCCCUCGACGGUGCGCUCGAGGGCGAGGAGGGAGAUGAGCCGGCGGCAGAGGCGCGCGAGGACGAUGUGCUCUCGGACAAUACGGUCGAGGACGUGGCGAGGGUGCCGAUGCAGAUCGACUAA
Molecule: messenger RNA, 2640 nt
Organism: Pseudozyma flocculosa PF-1
Lineage: Eukaryota; Fungi; Basidiomycota; Ustilaginomycetes; Ustilaginales; Ustilaginaceae
Exons: 3
Coding region: 1-2640 (879 amino acids)
Biological process (GO): regulation of transcription by RNA polymerase II
Molecular function (GO): DNA-binding transcription factor activity, RNA polymerase II-specific; RNA polymerase II cis-regulatory region sequence-specific DNA binding; protein dimerization activity
Source: RefSeq, a predicted model, not a curated record